AUGUGGGACGGCCGGUGUCCUGAAAUUUCAUCCUUCCCGUCAGAUUGUCCUACCAGGCAUGCGCAUAUCAAUAAAACGAUUUUUUUUUGCGAAAUAAAAUCACCCUACCUGUUUAUUUUAUACUACUACGGGAAUCUGAUUGUGUAUUUCGUUGUUAAAUCAUUCUAAAUAUUGGUACAAUUUGAUGGCGUAUUGCGCUGUAAAUGAAUCCUACACGUUUCUUUUAUGCCGGUAGGAAAAACUGACAGGAUAUUUACGCUGUAAAAAUCAUCCUACCUGUUUAUUUUGUCGAUGUGGUUUAGAUUAUAUUAAAUUUUGCCCUGUGGUAGAAAAAUCUGACAUGGUAGGACCUACUGCCAGAGAGGCCGCAGCGAGACAAGCAAGGUUGUCUUUACAUGAAUACAUUUGUCUGUGGAGGCGAAAUACUGAAUGAGAGUUAUAUGGCGACAAUGAGCAUUUAGACAAUGCAAUACUUGCACAAUUUCCUCCGAAGGAUGAGCACAUUUUUACAGGCCGGGACGACAACGGAGUCCACGUGUACCCUGUCACAGAUGAAAACAGGGAUUGGUUUAACAGAACACAGUUUCAUCAUGGAGAGACCAUUGACUGCGACCGAGCGAGGUGUGAGAUCCCAUGUAGCAUGCAACAUGAUCAUAGCAAGGUUUCUAUUCCUGCUCAUCGUGCCUUCAUUGAGUAUCAGUGCUCCACAAGUCCAAACCAUCUCCAGUGAUGGCGUCCUCACACCAGAACUUGGUAAUCCCUUUGGACCUGGUGAAGACAACCGCAGGCUCCUGCAAAGCUACAUCAAGACCAGGUUAAAGGAGGGUCAGACCAGUCCAGAGCUCAACACAAGGGAACAAGAGUUCUUCCUAUUCUCGCUGUAUGACUAUGAUAGAAGUGGGCAGAUGGAUGGCCUUGAAUUGAUGCAGCUUCUGACUGAUUUUCUCUCUUAUCAUGCAAUGAUGCCAAAGUCAACAGACUCUGUUGUAUCAUUGGUGGAUCACCUCCUGCAAACUCAGGAUCUGAACCAGGACGGGUUAUUGGCUCCCUCUGAGCUGUUAUCAUACACGCUCGACCAUGAGCAAGACGAAAACAACAUUUUGCACCGUGAAAGCCAAGCUGAGAUAGUAGAAGCGACAAACAGAGAUCAAACAGACACAAAAACGGAGGAAGGAGAUCCUAAAAUUCACCUGCAAGAGGCAGAGGUCCAAAAGACCGAACAAGACCAGCUUGUAGAACACGAGAAUGAGACACAACCAGCUCAACAACACAGACAGGUUGAGGAGCCUAGAGAUCUAAACCAGAUUCCAGAAACUGCUGAACAUCCAGAUGGACAACAGCUUUAAUAAGAAAAGUUGCAUGAUGAUCAAGGAACAGAACAUGCAAGUCCAUGAAAUGCACCAAAUUUACCAUUCAGUUACAAAGCGGCCAUACUUUGGGAACCAUAAAGUUUGUUCUGCUUUUUUUAGGUUUCACCAAAUGGAUAUAUUAUACAACUGGAGCCUAAAUUAUAUCAAUAUACAGAGUUGUUUUUGAAAGCAUGUGUUAAGUAACUUUCUCAUACAGUCAACUCCAAACAGCACAAUAAGUUACAAAAGUGUUCCUUGGAACUCCCAACCAUUUGAAUUCAUUGUUCAAACUAUGCAAAAUCUGAAAGUUAUGCUAGUCAACGCCAAGAGCCAGUUACCAUUAACGUUUAGUACCCAACUUGAUGCUCAAGAGUUUCAUGCCUUUAUAUGUAUUAAAACCAAACCAAAAUAACCCAUUGUUCUGAGAUUUCAUCCUAACAGUCACUGUCAAAUCAUCCUACUAGGCAUAUGAAAAUCAAUGUUACAUUUUGCGCUAUAAAAUUGCCUAACCUUUUAUUUUAUGCUGCUACGGGAAUCGGAGUGUAUUUUUGUUUUUAAAUCAUUUAACAUUUUUAAUACUGGUAGUACAAUUUGAUCGGGUAUUGCACUGUAAAUUUAUUAUAUGGGUGUAUUUUUAUCUGGUAGGACUAGCUGAAAGAGUAUUUUGCGUUGUAAAAAUCAUCCUACGGGUUUAUUUGUUGAUGUGGUUUAGAUAGUUCACCCAA
Messenger RNA from Triplophysa dalaica, 2074 nucleotides. RefSeq names its product cell growth regulator with EF-hand domain 1 (gene cgref1). Gene Ontology annotation, molecular function: calcium ion binding. NCBI's taxonomy places the organism in Eukaryota, Metazoa, Chordata, Actinopteri, Cypriniformes, Nemacheilidae. The record is from RefSeq and is a predicted model, not a curated record. The transcript is spliced from 7 exons. Bases 465 to 1346 code for a protein of 293 amino acids.